AGAAGUCUCCCGGGGAUUUUGUAUAUUUUUUUUUUGCUAACUUCCCUCCGGUCUCCCUCUUCAUCUCUCCUCUUCUUUUCCUCUCUGUUCGUGCACCCAAGUCCUUGUGUCUCCCUUACGCGCCCCGUGCCUCGCGUACCCUCUCGCUCCAGUCCCGCGACUACUUGGCAGCCGCUGCGCAUGGAGAGCUCUGCCAAGAUGGAGAGCGGCGGCGCGGGCCAGCAGCCCCAGACGCAGCCCCAGCAGCCCUUCCUGCCGCCCGCAGCCUGCUUCUUUGCCACCGCCGCGGCCGCAGCGGCGGCGGCGGCAGCAGCGGCGGCGCAGAGCGCGCAGCAGCAGCAGCAGCAGCAGCAGCAGCAGCAGGCGCCGCAGCUGAGUCCGGCGGCGGACGGCCAGCCCUCAGGGGGCGGUCACAAGUCAGCGCCCAAGCAAGUCAAGCGACAGCGCUCGUCCUCGCCCGAACUGAUGCGCUGCAAACGCCGACUCAACUUCAGCGGCUUCGGCUACAGCCUGCCGCAGCAGCAGCCGGCCGCGGUGGCACGCCGCAACGAGCGCGAGCGCAACCGCGUCAAGCUGGUCAACCUGGGCUUUGCUACCCUUCGGGAGCACGUCCCCAAUGGCGCGGCCAACAAGAAGAUGAGCAAGGUGGAGACACUGCGCUCGGCGGUCGAGUACAUCCGCGCACUGCAGCAGCUGCUGGACGAGCACGACGCUGUGAGCGCUGCCUUCCAGGCCGGCGUCCUGUCUCCCACCAUCUCCCCCAACUACUCCAACGACAUGAACUCCAUGGCCGGCUCGCCGGUCUCAUCCUACUCGUCAGACGAGGGUUCUUACGACCCGCUCAGCCCCGAGGAGCAAGAGCUGCUCGACUUCACCAACUGGUUCUAA
Messenger RNA from Pteropus alecto (black flying fox), 888 nucleotides. RefSeq names its product achaete-scute family bHLH transcription factor 1 (gene ASCL1). Bases 181 to 888 code for a protein of 235 amino acids. NCBI's taxonomy places the organism in Eukaryota, Metazoa, Chordata, Mammalia, Chiroptera, Pteropodidae. The record is from RefSeq and is a predicted model, not a curated record. The transcript has a single exon. Gene Ontology annotation, molecular function: DNA-binding transcription factor activity, RNA polymerase II-specific; protein dimerization activity; RNA polymerase II transcription regulatory region sequence-specific DNA binding. Gene Ontology annotation, biological process: regulation of transcription by RNA polymerase II; developmental process.